CUGGGCGCAACCACGUCUGGGGAGAGAUUGCACAGCAAAGGCAAAGGAAGGAAGAGCUGCACUGUAGGGAUUUUUUCACCAUGGCCCACCCCUCUGCCACCCUUGUUGGACUGUUCAUCCUCUUGAUUGGCUCCACUGUGGCAGAUUCUGAGAGAACACCUCGAGCGGCCCCUUCAAGUGCAUGUCAGGAACACGCAAGUCUUCACAACCGCCUGGAUGUGGUGGAAAAGAAAGUGGAGGACACAGUUGGUAAAUUGGAGGCUGAGCUGGCUGCACUCCUGGAGGACAUUGAAGACCCAAAGUGGCGCCCCCUGCUGGACAACACAGGAAAUCCUGUCGACAUUCUGGAGGACCCUGCGAGUGUUCAGUCCUAAAUCAAACAUCCAUUAGGGAAUUUGACUUUACACAGUUGAAGUUUGCAUCAAUACAAUUUAUCACUUA
Molecule: messenger RNA, 441 nt
Organism: Nerophis lumbriciformis (worm pipefish)
Lineage: Eukaryota; Metazoa; Chordata; Actinopteri; Syngnathiformes; Syngnathidae
Product: placenta-specific protein 9-like
Source: RefSeq, a predicted model, not a curated record